Branchiostoma floridae (Florida lancelet) is the source of this 2081-nucleotide messenger RNA. RefSeq names its product zinc finger protein OZF-like. The record is from RefSeq and is a predicted model, not a curated record. NCBI's taxonomy places the organism in Eukaryota, Metazoa, Chordata, Leptocardii, Amphioxiformes, Branchiostomatidae. Gene Ontology annotation, biological process: regulation of transcription by RNA polymerase II. Bases 83 to 1678 code for a protein of 531 amino acids. Gene Ontology annotation, molecular function: RNA polymerase II transcription regulatory region sequence-specific DNA binding; DNA-binding transcription factor activity, RNA polymerase II-specific. Gene Ontology annotation, cellular component: nucleus. The transcript has a single exon.
AAACGGGUCCACUAGUUGGACAAAAGAAUUUCUUGUGUCAAAUCUGAACCCUUGCUUGUGUGCAAAUGACGUACAUGAAUUAAUGUAUUUUACCCACAUUUUAACCAUCAUUUCAGAGAUGGCGGAGUUCACACUUGUGCCUCCUGUUAAAGAGCUUCAUGCGGAACAAACUGCAGACGAGACGCACAUCAAAGAGGAGCCGACAGGAGACACUGGAUGGCAACAGGAUGGACAAGAGAACGUGCUGUGCCAGGAAACGUACAGUGAGGACCAGGAAGCCUACGACUUCCAACCAACCGGACAACCAUGGAACGAGACUUACAACAGUUGGGAGCAGACAACAGACACGGGACGGCAGCAGGACGAGGAAAGGGACGUUCCAAACGACGAAACGUGCGGUGUAAGAGAAGAAAUGGGAGCGUCCAGCUUUGAGCUUUCUACUGGGGAACUGUGUGCGGAACAUCCUGGGAAGGAGACGGACGAUACUGGACACCCUGGGAAGGAGAGUGACAGCAGGGAGACCCAGACAACAGACAUGGGCCUGCAGCAGGAAACGUGUGAUAUGAACUUUCCCCAACCUGACAACACAUCAACCUCACAGGUACAGGAGAGCAGAGGCUAUAUGGGAGGACAUGUGGUAAAACACACCGGUGAGAAACCCUACAUGUGUGUGGAGUGUGGGUACAGGGCGGCUUAUAAGUCUCAAAUAUCCCAACAUAUGAGAACCCACACAGGAGAGAAACCCUACAAGUGUGACCAGUGUGACUAUUCUGCUGCACAAAAAGGUGGUUUGAAUAAACAUUUAGCAAAACCCUACAUGUGUGGAGAGUGUGGGUACAGGACGGCUACAAAGUCCCGCUUUUCCCGACACAUGAAAAUUCAUACAGGGGAAAAGGCUUUCACGUGUGACCAGUGUGACUAUUCUACAUCAUUGAAAUCUAAUUUGAACAGGCAUAUUGGAGAAAAACAUAUUGGUGAGAAACCUUAUAUGUGUGGUGAAUGUGGGCACAGAACAGCUCAAAAGUCUUCCUUAUCCAAACACAUGAGAAUCCACACAGGAGAAAAGCCCUACAGGUGUGACCAAUGUGGCUAUUCUGCUGCAGAGAAAUCCAAUUUAGUCACGCAUAUAAAAAAGCACACCGGUGAGAAACCCUUCAUAUGUGGGGCGUGUGGGUACAGGACAGCUCACAAGUCUGACUUAUCCCGACAUAUGAGAACCCACUCAGGAGAGAAACCCUACAUGUGUGACCAGUGUGACUAUUCUGCUACAGAGAAAUCCCACUUGGACCGACACCUAAGAAAACACACCGGUGAGAAACCCUACAUGUGUGGGGAGUGUGGGUACAGGACAACUCAAAGGGGCCACUUAUCACGACACAUGAGAACCCACACAGGUGACAAACCCUACAAAUGUGACCAAUGCGACUAUUCUGCAGCACACAAGUCCGAUUUGGACCAACAUCUAUCAAAGCACAGUGGUGAAAAACCCUACAUGUGCGGGGAAUGUGGGUACAGGGCGGCUAGAAAGCAACACUUAUCCCUACAUAUGAGAACCCACACAGGAGAAAAACCCUACAAGUGUGACCAGUGCGACUAUUCUACUGCACAGAAAGGCAUGUUAGACCAACAUCUAAUGGAACACUGUGGUGAGAAAUGUUUGGAGAGUGCGGGUACAUAACAACAACAAAGUCCAACUUAUCCAAACAUAUGAGAACUCAUACAAGAGAAAAGCGCCACAAAUGUGACCAGUGCGUCUAUUCUGCUGCAAAAAAAAUCCUCCUUUAACCGACAUGUAAGAAAAUACACCGGUAAAAUGACCUAGGUGUGCGGAGUGUGCGGGUACGGAGCAACUCAAAUGUCGAACUAGCCAAGCAUAUAAGAACCCACAGAAGAGGAAAAAAUACAUGUACAACUAUGUUAUUGCUGGUAUCUAGGACAUCUCACCCUUAUCUACUUUUCAGAAGACGUACGAAAGAAACUAAAUCCACAAGUGUGACAAUUGUACAGCAAACAGUACAUAGUCCAUUUAUCUCCAGAUUAUGGAGGCAGCCAGCUUAAUCUUUUAAAAUGUAGCAAACAGC